AUGGAUAAAGGAGACGGGUAUAUCAAGGAUGUGCGCAACACGGGUCAAAACCAGAAGACCACUCCUUUUCGCCUACUGCCACCAAAGCUUAGUGUCGAGGAUUCUCUGUUCUGGCUGACAAUUCUCAGCCUGAUUGAUGGCGCUUUUGAAAACUUCACCUCCUGGUCUUACUUCGAGGGGGUAUAA
Pyricularia grisea is the source of this 186-nucleotide messenger RNA. RefSeq lists its product as uncharacterized. The coding region runs from base 1 to 186 and encodes 61 amino acids. The record is from RefSeq and is a predicted model, not a curated record. The transcript has 2 exons. NCBI's taxonomy places the organism in Eukaryota, Fungi, Ascomycota, Sordariomycetes, Magnaporthales, Pyriculariaceae.